CCAAGCAACAUACAAUACAACUCAUCUCUCUCUUUCUACCCCCCUCAUCUCUUCGUUCAUCCAUCUUAUAUAUCUAAUUCUCGUAAUCUUGGUUUCUAAUCGUUUUCUCUGAUAAACGAGAUUGAUUCACUUGCUUUAAACUUGCAAUGAAACAGAGUAUCAACGGCGGUGGAGGCGGAGGCGUGUGUGGUGGCCGUGGGUUGAAAAUUCCGAGUGAAGAUGAGGUUGAAGUUAUUAGUAUUUUGAUCAAUCUACCGAAUCUAAUUUCGAAAUCGGAGUUGCUUAGUAAAUACAGUUUUACUUGGGGUCGAAAGAAGAAAAGAUCUGUGUUGGUUUCGAAAUCGGAAUCGUCUCCGUCAACUCACCGUCAAAUUAAUGAGAGUAGACCGGAGAAAGUAAAGGCGGCCGAAGAUGAUAAAAGCCCUUCAACACCGCUGUGUUUCUUACCUAGUGGCAGCGGAAGCGACGGUGCUGCUGAUAAGCCUAAACAACACUCAUCUUCGAAGAAACAUUCAAAGAGAAAGGCAACGAAUGAUUUGAUUGAGAGAUAUCACGAAAUGCAACAAGAAAGAGAAAUCCUCGUCAAGAAAAUAAAAGCCAUGGAGAAUCAUCGUGAAGAACUCAUCGCUCAAAAUCUGGAGUUGAAACGAAAAAGACAAGAGAUAAAUACGAGAAACAUGGAUGAUCUUCACUUAUGGAAUAACUCUAUGAGAAUGAAUCGUGAUCAACAACAUUAUCAUCGUCAACAACAACAACAAAUUACCAUGUAUGCCCCUCCUCCGGCGGCGGCGCCGUCACAAUUACAGCAGCAUUGUCAACAAUUUAUGGUGGAUCCGAACAACGGCAAAGUGGUGGCGGUGAGUUGCUCCGGUAACAGUAACAAUGGUGGUAGAUUUGAUUUCUUCAAUCAGAUUGAUGCACGUGUCAAGAUUCAAGGGGAGACUUUUGAUUUCAUGACUCCAUCUCAGCCGUUGGAUCAGAGUAAAUAUUUAGCGAUGGAUAAUGAUCAAAGGGUCAGAAGUGCAGCAGAGGCAAGAAGGUAUCGGUUUAUGAGGAUGAAAGAGAACAAGAACUCUUCGUCGGCGAUGAAAUUGUCGAGAGGGUGUAGAUGACGAUGGCCGGCGAUUAGGUUUUUUUCUUGACAGGGGUGAUUUGGUAAUUUCACUUAAAGAGAUGGCUAAAUUACAAUAGAUUAUUUUUGCCUAUUUUUCGGGUCAUGGGUAGAG
Lactuca virosa is the source of this 1226-nucleotide messenger RNA. The record is from the annotation of a GenBank genome assembly. NCBI's taxonomy places the organism in Eukaryota, Viridiplantae, Streptophyta, Magnoliopsida, Asterales, Asteraceae.